Molecule: messenger RNA, 4861 nt
Organism: Acanthoscelides obtectus
Lineage: Eukaryota; Metazoa; Arthropoda; Insecta; Coleoptera; Chrysomelidae
Source: the annotation of a GenBank genome assembly
AAAAUUAUCAGUUAUAAAUAAUAAUAACUCUGCUUGUCUAAAUGUUUGGAUGUAAGUCUUAUCUUUUGAUAGAAAACAGUGUCACAAAUAAUCUGAUAACUCUUUUUCACACAUCUAUCUGCAAAAUCAGCUAAAAAUCUGGUUUAUUCAAUUUUUGAAUUCCGUAUUCAGAAUUCCCGUUUUCGCAUUAAUAACCUAGGGACAGGUGAAAUUCAAAAAAGUAACUAAACUGGCACAACUGUCAACUUUAAGUUGGUCAUCCGUAAUUUUGACAAAUAACUUAAAUUUGCACUGACGAAGCUAUAAAAAUAUACAUGGGGAUUAUUUCAAAAUGUCUAAAGACAAAGCAAUAUUAUUGAGAGUACAAUCUCCAGAAGGUACUAGAAGGAUAGAAAUAAGUCCAGCAGCUUCAGCGACACGUCUGUAUGAGACAGUCCAUGAUGCGUUUGAUUUGAACAGCUACACAUUUUCCUUGUACAAGGAGAAGAACAAGAAAAAUGAGAUUGCAAGUAGUAAAUCGAGCACCAUUCGAUCAUUUGGGCUCCGUCAUGGUGACAUGAUAUAUUUAUGUCCAGUAGAAGGAACCUCUUUAAUUAGCAACAAUACUCCUUCUGGGGAGCCAGUGGAAGAGCCUGUUGCAUCUACCAGUGCAUCAUCUGGUAGAACAUUCAUAGCAAGUAGAGCCAGUUCUGAUGUCAAAGAGGAUGAUGUAGAUCAGUUAUUGUACAAGACUGAUGGGAAAGUUCAAAGGAAACGUGAUGACAAGCUUUGUCGUCACAAUGCGAACUCAGCUUGCGUACACUGCUCUCCAUUGGAGCCUUAUGACGAAGCCUAUUUGAAAGAGCACAACAUCAAGCAUCUAUCGUUUCACGCGUAUCUGCGCAAGUUGACCUCGGGCGUUGACAGGGGCAAGUUCCUUGCUCUGGAGGACAUCAGAUGUCGCAUUAAGGAGGGCUGCAAGGACCAUCCGCCAUGGCCUAAAGGGAUUUGCUCCAAGUGCCAGCCAAAUGCGAUCACGCUGAAUCAACAGCCCUACAGACACAUAGACAAUGUGACCUUUGAAAACAAGGAAUUAGUAGAAAGAUUCUUAAAUUACUGGCGUGUCACAGGACAUCAAAGAAUCGGUUUUCUGUAUGGAAAUUAUGAGGUGCAUACUGAUGUCCCGCUGGGUAUCAAGGCUAACGUAGUAGCUAUCUACGAACCCCCUCAAGAAAGCAGUCGCGACCACAUUCGCGUCCUUCCUGACGACCGCGAGGAACUCGUUGAGGAAAUCGCGCAACGCCUGGGACUGCGUCGCGUAGGAUGGAUUUUCACUGACCUCCUCGCAGAUGAUGUCCAAAAGGGCACCGUUAAACACACCAGACACGGUGACAGUCAUUUUCUGUCAGCGCAGGAAUGCAUCAUGGCGGGGUAUUUCCAGAACAAGCAUCCCAACCCGUGCCGGUACUCGCAGAAGGGGGUGUUUGGAUCGAAGUUUGCAACUGUUUGUGUGACUGGUGAUAAGGACAACCAGAUUCACAUGGAAGGAUAUCAAGUGUCAAAUCAGUGUAUGGCCUUAGUACGAGACAAUUGCCUUUUGCCGACGAAGGACUGUUCUGAAUUGGGAUACGUUCGAGAAUCUUCCGAUAAACAGUACGUUCCUGAUGUUUACUACAAAGAAAAGGAUUCCUACGGAAAUGAAGUGUCCCGGUUAGCAAGACCGUUACCUGUAGAAUAUCUAUUAUUGGAUGUACCGGCGUCUACACCUGUUACACCGCAUUAUACCUUCAAUUCAGAUGCCUCGAAGCAGCCUUUCCCUGUUGAAAAUCGUUUUGUUGACGGACAUAUACAGGAUUUCAACGCCUUAUCUCAAUACCUCUCCCAAUUCUCAUCGAUAGACUUCUACAACGCGAUUCGUGAUUUCCAUCUACUCAUCUACAUAGCGAACAUGGACAUGCUGCCGAUGCGCGAGUACCUCGCGCCUCUACUGGAUGCCAUCCGUGACCAAGAUCGCGACAAGGUGGUAGAAUGGUCCACCUCCGAACAGUGGGCGACCAUAGAACAAUUGAUAGCUGCCAGUUCACCGCCGCCUUCAAGACCUGGCAGUGUAGCAUCGGGCAGCAUGCCGACGUCGCCAGGUGGCGCUUCGAGUGGUCCAAAAUGGACAUGUCCGUUCUGCACGUUCCUGAAUGACCAGAACGUGCAGAAUUGCGAGAUGUGCAAUCUACCUAGAUCCAGCAGGGCCCACUAGAUGGCGCAAACGCCACAAUAAACACACACUGCUCUACAAGAGAGGCUGGUACUCGCGUGUAUUGUACGCCAGUCAGCAGGGAGAUAUUUGAAGUUAGGAGGUGAUAAGAUAAUCUUCGAAAAUUUGGUAGGUUGGGUGGAAAAAAAAUGGUAUGCUUAGUACUACAACUAAAAUGAAACAAAGCUGUUUUAUACACACUGUUUACAAAAAAUGAUUUUAGGAUUACUUCUUUGGGCUAUUCUGGCUAAAAUUUAUUGUCGGGUGAGUGAAAAUUGUAAAAAAUAUGAAGAAUUUGGAAAUUUGAAAAUCUUGAAAAAUGAACAUUUCGAAACUGUUCAACAUACAUGGGUUGAUCAACCCUUGAUUGGAACUCAAUUCUGAAGGGUCGACUUUGAAUGUGGACAUGAGACUGUCUUUGCCGAUUUUCGAAAGACCGCUUAUAUAGGAUUAAAAAAAUUACAGAAACAACCUUUUGUAGCAAAAAAUGCUUAUGAAGCCUCUUAAUCUACAAGAAAUGUUAAAAAACAGAAUAUCUUCCUUGCAUUUGCUUCAGGUAAAGGAGAGGUUGCCUAGAUAACUGGCGACCAUGUCAAAUACAGCGAUGGUUGGUCAAGUGCACACUGUGAGGUUAGUAAAAAAUUGAAUUGCAAGCACACAUAUCUCUUUUGUUACUGAACUAAAACGUCUAAUAUUCCGCAUAGCGACCUAAAAGUAAAAUAGCUAUGUGAUGGCAUACAUGUUUUGAGAAUAUUAUGUUUUCAUAAAGUGGAAAGCACCUGCAAGAAAUGUAAUUUAUAACUUUAUGAAAACCUGCACGUCAUUCCAUAGCUAUUUUUUAUGGAAUAUUACACACUGUAGUAUCUAAAGAGAAAUGGAUGCUCACAAUUCCAAUUUUUUCUAACUUCAAAUCACAUAUUUGACCAAUCAUCAGUGUAUUGGACGUGGUUUCACAAGUAUCUACCACGGUAGAAUCACAGCUGAUUAUUUAGUAAUAUCUCAAGAUUCCCCAAACCGUCAAAAAAUUAUGAGAAUAGCCCUAAGAAUGACUCCCUGAAAUCACUUGAAUAAGAUGUUUUUAUGCAAUAAAUUUUUUGAGGUUAUGCGAGUGUACGUGCUUCUAUAUACAAUGAAUUUGGAGUAGUUCACUAAGUGAAAGCAUUCAAGUCUAGUGAUUAAAAAAUUGGUAAUCCAGAUUGAUUUUAUCCCUCCUUCAAUUUUUUUUAUGCUUAAAGCAUUAGUGCUCCCUCUGACCGGUCUAACUCUCGAGACUUUUCGCUGAUACAUACUAUCUUACUAAUGUCACAAGCCAGCUAUAGUGAAACUAUACAAGGAUCGUGGAAAAUAUUCGGUAGGUUAGUUUGUAUAUAGCGGAUUUUUUUGCCGUCGCUGUAUUUACAAGGAGAGCUUUGUAUUUGUAUUUUGUUCAACCUUUUUUUGGUUAACGUUCACAUUGCUAAACAAAAAAAAUGACGUCCUAUGAAUGGCAACAUCGCAAUGUCAAGAGGGUAAACUAAGACGACUUUAAACAGGAGGGUAAACUUAUAUUGGUGAAGCCAAAUGGGUCGAGAGUAAAAGCGGGCUAUCUACUAAAGCCAUCGCAUCAAAAAUGUAAUGUAGAGGAUGAGUUGCAAGCAGAAUACGUGCGCAGAAGCUCUACGCGCACUUUAUUUCCGAGAGCCAUGCCUUCCUUACAGCCUCCUGUUUCCAGUCUUCUUGACGUAAACAAAGAGAUAUCCACGAUGUCAGUUUUAAGCGCAACGUUGCCAAUUCACUUAUUUCUGGAAUAUUGAAAUGAAAUUCUAUAGAUUUGUUUCAGCGAAGUUAAAUGGAUAGCCAUCUGCCCGAUAGUGUGAGAUUCAUGUUGGUAUCGGCACUUGUGAAUUAAAAUUCAUCCUGAAAGUUGCUUACUUCAGAAGUUACGCACGUGACAUGUUCUCUGAUUGGUUAGUUAUUUUUUCUUGGUCGUUUUGUUGACAAAGCUUCCUUGUAGUAUUAUCUAUAGACAUUUUUAGAAAUCUAUUCGAAGUUUUUAAUUAAUUUAUUUGUAUUUUUGCGGAUUCGUACUGAGUAUAAAGGUUAAAAAUAUGAACAUAUUAUAAAAAAGCAAACUUUUCUACCAGUUGGUAAUCAAGUUCGAUACAUUUGUUAUACAACAAACUAAAUUUAGGAUUUUUACAAUAAAUUCCCAGUAAGUGACACAGGAAUUUGAUAAAAGGUUUGAAAUAUUUGGUUGUUUUGUUGAUUUCAAGUUUAAUAUAGCAGUUACUUGGACAUAUUUUUCUAAAUUUUUGAUGCAUGACGGGGUUAUCAAAAACAAAUUUUUGUAUGUUUUCAAAAAGGAUUGUUUCCAAAAUGAGUUUUAAAUUAAACUAACGUGUAGGAUUGGUUUUAAAUAUUGGUUCAUAUUGUUUAAUUAAGAUUAGUUUAGGUAUCAGAAUCGCUUAGAAGCUCGUAUUAAGAUUUUCUUUUUUUUAAUGUAGCUGUUUUCUAUCAAAAGUUUGUUUUUGGUAACAUUUGUUGUAUCAUUGGUUUUCAAAUCUUAUUGUAUAUAAUCUAUAUUACACUACUUCCUCUUUUUGUGUAGAUAUAAGUGGUGUCUUAUUUAAUGUAUGGUGAUGAAUAAAUUUAUUG